Molecule: messenger RNA, 324 nt
Organism: Colletotrichum higginsianum IMI 349063
Lineage: Eukaryota; Fungi; Ascomycota; Sordariomycetes; Glomerellales; Glomerellaceae
Exons: 3
Coding region: 1-324 (107 amino acids)
Source: RefSeq, a predicted model, not a curated record
AUGCUUUGUGUACUUUUACAGAGGGAGUUUAUGACCAAGAAACCUUUCGUUUCGAUGGUUGGGUCGUUUGAAACAGGAUUUCAGACCACCGAACUCCGUUCUGCAUUCGAGACAAUUCAAAUCUACAGGACGACUUUUGAUCAACCAGAAGACACCUCAGUCGCUGCUAAGGCUCCCUCCACAUACGCAGGCAAACCGUCUACCGAGAUUGACAAUGCCUGGCGAAUUCUUGUUGCUCCCACUGUCCUAUAUCUACAGGAAAACGAGAUUGGCGAGUACAAGGAUAAAACCGUCAAAACUGACAAAGGUUGGGUCGCCGGGUAA